CGUUAAAACAUUUGAUUGCUGCUGCUUUUCUUCUCUGUCUUUGGUUUAACAUUGUUCUGUAUCUCUCUGUUUCUGAGAAGGUUGAUAGGUUUUAAUUUCCUAGUUUGAAGGUCUCAUGGGAUCUGUCUGGGUUUUUGUGGCACCCAAAAUGGCUUGUGAUCAGAUCUGAAUGAAUUUAGGGAAAAGCAUAGCCCUUGAAACUGUUUCUUAUGCCAUUGAUUCAUAAUACAUAGGAUUAAGGUGGCUUAGUCAAGCAACUCUUCAAGAUCAGCUUUCGAGGAUUUUAAGAGGAGACAGAGAGAGAGUAGCAUUGGGUGUAAAUGGCUUCCGAGAGGGAAUGUUUUGAACUUUCAGGACCAUUACACCUAACUUCCGUGGACUGGGAAAACACUCAUCAUCAAAGGUCUGUUGCUGCUAGUUUGGUUCAGGGUGUCUACAUAGUUGAGCGCGACCGCCAAGAGAAGCGGGAAGGUUCUGAGGCCCUUGCUCCUCCUUGGUGGGAGUUCUUUCAUUUUAAGUUGCUCCGUAAACUAGUGGAUGAUGUUGGUUUUUCCAUCUUUGGUGCCGUUUAUGAAUUCAAGCCUCCUCCGUCCAUUCGUCACCACUCACUGGAGGGAAGACCUUGUUUUGUAAUUGCCUUCCGAGGCACCUUGACCAAGUCUGACUCCGUCUCACGAGAUCUUGAGUUGGAUGUUGAGGUCAUCCGCAAUGGACUUCACCGAACGUCUCGUUUUGAGAUUGCUAUACAAGCUGUCAGAAAUAUGGUUGCUGCUGUAGGGGAUUCAAAUGUUUGGUUAGCUGGCCAUUCCUUAGGGUCAUCCAUGGCAAUGCUUGCUGGGAAAACUAUGGCCAAGAAUGGCGUUUUUCUCAAGUCUUUUCUCUUUAAUCCACCAUUUGUUUCUGCCCCGAUUGAGAGGAUUAAGGAUAAGAAUGUGAAGCAUGGGAUUCGAUUUGCAGGCAGCGUAAUUACUGCAGGACUCUCUUUCGCCAUGAAGGCUAAACAAAAACAACAUCAGGGAAAUCGGUCUGUUGAAGACCCAUUCACUACUCUGUCCUCAUGGUUCCCUAAUCUGUUUGUCAAUCCAGGCGAUGACAUCUGCUCGGAAUAUAUUGGUUAUUUUGAGCAUAGGAAGAGGAUGGUGCAGAUUGGAGCUGGGGCCAUUGAGAGGUUAGCUACCCAGAAUUCGCUUGGAGGUCUACUAAUGCAUGCAAUGGGAAAAGCCUCAGAUUCUGAGCCAGCAUUGCACCUCAUCCCUUCUGCCAACCUGACCGUUAAUUUAACCCCUCCGCGGGAUCUCAAAGAAGCUCAUGGAAUUCACCAAUGGUGGGCAGACAGUAUGCAGUUGAAGUCUGAGGUCCACAGAUACAAAUAGUCCCUAGUGUAUUUUCUUGGAUUAUUAGUGUGUCAUGUACUUGUGUAAGGCUGUUUCCUUCUGUUUUAUUCUCUUUAGUAGCUUCGAUCAGUGAAUCAGUAUUCAGGCUCAUUCAUGAAGAACAUCAAAACCCAGAUUGUGAAUGGUAGGAGUUGUAAACUAUCUUUCUGAGUUGCAGCACCAAGGAAUUUCUUAUAAAUUUAUCUACCGGUUUGUUUCUUA
Rosa chinensis is the source of this 1595-nucleotide messenger RNA. RefSeq names its product GDSL esterase/lipase At4g10955. The transcript has 3 exons. The coding region runs from base 321 to 1373 and encodes 350 amino acids. Gene Ontology annotation, biological process: lipid metabolic process. The record is from RefSeq and is a predicted model, not a curated record. Lineage: Eukaryota; Viridiplantae; Streptophyta; Magnoliopsida; Rosales; Rosaceae.